Molecule: messenger RNA, 939 nt
Organism: Ylistrum balloti
Lineage: Eukaryota; Metazoa; Mollusca; Bivalvia; Pectinida; Pectinidae
Product: transcriptional repressor scratch 1-like
Exons: 2
Coding region: 1-939 (312 amino acids)
Biological process (GO): regulation of DNA-templated transcription
Molecular function (GO): DNA-binding transcription factor activity, RNA polymerase II-specific; RNA polymerase II cis-regulatory region sequence-specific DNA binding
Source: RefSeq, a predicted model, not a curated record
AUGCCUAGGUCAUUUCUUGUGAAGAAAGUGAAAUGCGACGAUGACAAAUCUAUGCACGGUCAUUACUGGUCCAAGGAGAUAUAUGAGGAUGAUGUGGACAGUGUCCGAGCAGUGGCCCCAUUCACACCUAGUACACACCCGUUGGCAGUGCGUGUCAAUAAUGGGUAUAUAAGCGACCUGAUUGUGCCGUCACUUCCAGUGAAUGCAUCUGUUGCUGAGAGUGAAGAGAAACCGCAGCCUCCAGCUGCCCAUGUAGAGAUCCAGUUUGAGGAUGUGCGAGAUGAAGAAUGUCCAGUUCUUGACCUCAGCCCCGAUCGGAACAAAACCAACAUUGAACAAAUGGGGAGGGGCGUUACCAUUGGUUAUACAUAUGACGCGUUUUUCAUCAGUGACGGACGUUCUCGACGUAAAAAUGCAUUCGGUAUUCCGGAGAAAGUCUCCAAGCAACGCUACACGUGCAAUGAGUGCGGGAAAGAUUACGCAACCUCUUCCAACCUUUCCCGCCACAAGCAGACACACAGGAGUCUAGACAGCCAACUGGCCAAGAAGUGUCCCUAUUGUGACAAAGUAUACGUCAGCAUGCCUGCUUUGUCCAUGCAUAUUUUAACGCAUGAACUCAAACAUCGUUGCGAUAUAUGCGGUAAGAGUUUCUCAAGGCCGUGGUUGUUGCAUGGGCACAAACGAUCUCAUACUGGAGAGAAGCCAUACGGAUGCGCUCAUUGUGGAAAAGCAUUUGCUGACCGAUCCAACCUUCGUGCACAUAUGCAAACUCAUUCGGCUUUUAAACAUUAUACCUGUAAAAGAUGCAACAAAUCGUUCGCCUUAAAAUCAUACCUUAACAAACAUUACGAAUCGGCGUGUAUAAAGGAUGGUUCAGAGUCUUCGUUAGAUAUGCUGAAAGGAAGUAUCUCUCCCUCCGAGAGUUUGAACUUUUCAUAA